UGUUAGUUAGUUGUUCCUUCCAACUAUUACUCUCUCUUUCUUUCAUUUUUAGUCUGCUAUCCAAGCUUCGAAUCUCUUUCUAUCUCUGUGUGUGUAAUUGAAAAAAUGUGUUAGUUUUUGCAUCGAUCGGUCAUUGCAUGUCUUGGUAUAGGUCAAAUAAAAGUCUGCUUGUUUCGGGAAAAUGGGCACAAAUCGGCGUGAUCACUUUCUGUCGGUCGCCGUGAUUAUUAGCGUUUUCUUGAUCACAUGUGUUCGCUCCACUACUGAUCCAACUGACGUACAAGCAUUGCAGGUUUUGUACACAUCAUUGAACAAUGCUGCACAGCUAACUAAUUGGAAAACUAAUUCCGGUGACCCCUGUGGAGAGUCUUGGAGAGGGGUUACUUGCGACGCCUCUUCCGUUGUUUCCAUUCAACUUCCUGAUUUAGGGAUUGAUGGAACAUUGGGAUACCUGUUGUCGGGUCUCUCCUCACUUAAAACAUUGGAUUUAAGUGGAAACAACAUUCACGACGCCCUUCCAUAUCAGCUACCCCCAAAUCUUACUAGCCUAAAUCUGGCAAAUAACAAUUUAAGUGGAAAUAUUCCAUAUUCCAUUUCGUUGAUGUUUAAUCUGAAUUACAUGAACCUUAGUCGCAAUCUGCUUGCUCAGAAUAUAGGAGAUAUAUUCAAUAAUCUUACUAACCUCGAAACCUUGGAUCUCUCAAACAACAACCUCACCGGAGAUCUACCAAAUUCACUCAGUUCGUUGUCAAGCAUUUCUAAAUUUCAUGUGCAGAACAAUCAAUUAACAGGUUCUUUAAAUUCCCUAACGAGCCUGCCUUUGACUGACGUAAACAUAGCAAACAAUCAUUUCACCGGAUGGAUACCCCGGGAGCUUCUUUCCGUUCCUGCUUUCAUAUACGAUGGAAAUUCAUUUGACAAUGGCCCUGCUCCUCCUCCACCUCCAUAUACACCACCGCCUCCAGGUAAAACUCACAAUAAUCGCAGCCGUUCUCCUCCAUCGCGUACACAUACGGGGUCCGAUGCUCCAUCAUCAAAUACGAGCAGUGGAAAUAAGUUGGGCAUUGGUGCUAUUUUAGGCAUAAGUUUGGGUUCUGCAUUCUUCAUACUUCUUGUACUUCUUGUGUUUCUUUUAUGCCUUAAGAAAGGGAAAAGGAAGGAAAAUAUUACGCGGCCUGCCACAGUAAACCAUCCUAUCAGUGCUGAGAAAGUUAAUGCAGAAAUGCAAGAGCAGAGGGUAAAACCCACAGUUAGCAGCAUAGUUGAUUUGAAGCUUCCACCAACAGAAAACUCAACAUUUGAGCGAGGGAAAAGUGCAUCUACAAAGAGAGUAAAAUCGCCUAUAACCACUAGUUCCUACACCGUUGCAACUCUUCAAACAGCAACAAAUAGUUUCUCUCAGGACAAUAUAAUCGGUGAAGGUUCUUUGGGUCGUGUUUAUAAAGCAGAUUUCCCCAACGGAAAGAUCAUGGCUGUUAAAAAAAUAGAUAAUGCGGCAUUAUCACUGCAAGAAGAAGAUAUUUUUGUUGAAGCUGUCUCAAACAUGUCACGCUUGAGGCACCCGAACAUAGUUCCACUGGCUGGAUAUUGUGCAGAGCAUGGUCAACGUCUUUUGGUUUAUGAUUACAUUGCAAAUGGUAGUUUGCAAGAUUUACUUCACUUUGCUGAUGAUAGGAGUAAGACAUUGACAUGGAAUGCACGUGUUAGGGUUGCACUUGGCACUGCUCGAGCUUUAGAGUACUUGCAUGAAGUCUGCCUACCUUCUGUUGUACAUAGAAACUUAAAAUCAGCAAAUAUUUUACUUGAUGAGGAGCUCAAUCCCCAUCUGUCAGACUGUGGUCUAGCCGCCCUUACACCAAACACAGAACGGGAGGUAGCUACACAGUUGGUCGGCUCUUUUGGUUAUAGUGCACCUGAAUUCGCCUUGUCUGGUAUAUACACCGUAAAAAGUGAUGUCUAUAGCUUUGGAGUGGUGAUGUUAGAGCUGUUGACUGGUCGGAAGCCAUUGGAUAGCUCAAGAGUGAGAUCUGAACAAUCACUUGUAAGAUGGGCCACUCCUCAAUUACAUGACAUUGAUUCGUUGGCCAAAAUGGUUGAUCCUACGUUAAAUGGCAUGUACCCUGCCAAGUCUUUGUCUCGGUUUGCUGACAUCAUUGCCCUUUGUGUUCAGCCCGAACCAGAGUUCCGGCCUCCCAUGUCUGAAGUUGUGCAAGCAUUGGUUCGACUCAUGCAAAGGGCGAGUGUGGUCAAGAGGCGAUCCAGUGAUGACUCGGGAUUCAUAUACAAAACACCAGAUCACGAGGCGUACGAAAUGUCAUAUUAGCUUUCUCAACAACUUAUUCGGCACAACAAACGUUGCAAUUUUCGCAUAUAUUUAUGCAAGGUCAAAAACUCAAGCAUUGAUGAUGAUGAAUUUCAAUGAAGAGAUCUGAGAAGGGUGAUAUCAAAGUCAGAUCUGGAGUAUGUAUAUCUAAUUCGUUUCACAUCAGAAGCUGGUCACUUGAAGUUCCAAGGUAAAUAUAUAUACUGAUGAUAGUUUAUAUAUCCGUGUGAAAGAAGAUCUUUGACUUUUAACUUUCCCACUUAUUUAAAUUCCACUUUCUGUUAAUUUUUUCUUUCUGCA
Erigeron canadensis is the source of this 2623-nucleotide messenger RNA. Its product is annotated as protein STRUBBELIG-RECEPTOR FAMILY 8. The record is from RefSeq and is a predicted model, not a curated record. Gene Ontology annotation, biological process: protein phosphorylation. The transcript is spliced from 16 exons. Lineage: Eukaryota; Viridiplantae; Streptophyta; Magnoliopsida; Asterales; Asteraceae. Bases 182 to 2323 code for a protein of 713 amino acids. Gene Ontology annotation, molecular function: ATP binding; protein binding; protein kinase activity.